GAGAGAAGGCGUGACCGGGUGGCUCGGGGCUCACACUCUACCCCGUCACACGAGGCCCAAGUCCGCUGAACGUCCCUCAGGAACCAGCUUCCUCACACGUCACAAAAGUCGAGAAGAAAACAUCCGCGUAAUCAUUAGGGACGAGAGAGGCCAACCUAAGGGAGCCGAGCAGCGGUUCUUACCUGUAUGGGGCCACACUCAUCCACGCCGUUACAUCUCGCUGACAAGGCCCUUGUGCCACUUUGCGGGUCUCCUCCUCCAGGGUGCAGGACGCCAGUCUGCGCUCGAUGCGCGCUGACGAAGGGAGAUGGAGCGCUAACAGGAAGGGAAGUCACUUACCUUGCUCGGAAAAGGAGUGGACAGUUGUGCGUUUCGUGUGUGAAUGAUUUAGGAACAUAUUUUGUAGACAUAUCUUUCAAAUUGCAAAUAUUGCAGAAGAUUGAGGAGUAGGCUAUAGUGCCUCUUAUAGGGAAAAGCGCAAGUGUUCGUCGUCUAAUGUUGGAUCGUGGACGCCGGAAAUCCAGUGGUGUGGCAAUCGUUUUAAGCACAGAAACCCUAGUGCCAGUUUGUGUUUGUGACUGAAGCGUGAUGAUGAAGCGGGCACUGAGAGGGGAGGGGGGCAUUCUCCCCUCCCGAAACGCCAUGACCUUCAUCUUGGAAUUCUUCAACAACGCCGCCAACGGUAAGAGCGGAGAGCGGCGUAGCAAGGAAUCAGGUCAUCCCACACCGAGCCCGACGCCGCCGAACGGCCUGCCUUCAGACAUGAAUCCGGUCAAUCCAGGUGGUGGCAGGCUGUUUCUGCAUCCUCACGAACGGGCGCCGAAGAUCGUGGUGGCCCUCUACGACUACAACGCCACCGAGCGAGGGGACCUGUCGCUGCGGAAGAAUGAAGAAUUCGAGGUGCUUGAACAAGAUCAGGAACACUGGUGGAAGAUGAGAAAUAGACAAACUGGAAUGGAAGGGUUUGCUCCCAGCAAUUACGUCAGAGAGCUAGGAACACCUGAUAUUCAGCAGUAUGACUGGUAUCUCGGCGACGCAACAAGACAGCGCGCGGAAGUAUUCCUAAUGCAACAGGAACGGGAGGGUUGCUUUGUUGUGCGGAACUCGACUACGAACUCUGGUGUCUACACCCUUUCAGUGUAUACGAAACAGCUUAGGUCUCAUCCGCAAGUAAAGCACUACCACAUCAAGAAGGACCCGGAAGGAAACUAUUACCUGUCGCAGAACAUCAAGUGCAAGACCAUUCCCGAGCUCAUCUACCGACACCAGCACAACCCCGGCGGCAUCUGCGCCCGACUGCGACCGCCCACCCUCGGGAGAACUGCGCCAGCGACUGCGGGGCUCAGCCACGAUAAGUGGGAGAUUGAUCCAUCGGAGCUCAAUCUCCUGGAGGAGCUUGGUUCCGGGCAGUUCGGCGUGGUGCGCCACGGCAAGCUCAAGUCCUUGGAUGUGGCUGUCAAGAUGAUGAAGGAAGGGACGAUGAGCGAAGAUGAAUUUAUUGAAGAAGCGAAAGUCAUGACGAAAUUGCGACACGGUAAUUUGGUUCAGCUGUACGGAGUGUGCAGCAGACAACGCCCAAUAUACAUCGUAACGGAAUACCUGCGCUAUGGAUCCUUGCUACAGUAUCUUCGUAACAAAGAAAGAAUCCUGUUAAAUAAUACUGAUGUUCUUUUAGAUAUGUGCUUGCAGGUCUGUAGUGGAAUGGCUUACCUUGAGAAGCAGAAGUUCAUUCACCGUGAUCUUGCAGCAAGAAAUUGUCUUGUGGGAGCUCACAAUGAAAUUAAAGUUGGAGAUUUUGGUUUAGCAAGGUAUGUUGUGGAUGACGAGUAUACUGGCUCAGGAGGUGCUAAGUUCCCAAUCAAGUGGGCAGCUCCUGAAGUGCUAAACUUCAUGAGAUUCUCCUCCAAGUCUGAUGUUUGGGCCUUCGGUGUCUUGAUGUGGGAAGUCUUCACUUGCGGCAAAAUGCCUUAUGGCCGGAUGAAGAAUGCCGAGGUUGUUGAUAUGGUGCAGCAUGGGAGAGUUCUGGAAAAACCUAGAUUUUGCCCUAGUGAUGUCUAUAAUGUAAUGCAACAGUGCUGGAAUGCAAAUGCUGAGAAUCGACCUUCAUUUAAUGAAAUCCUCAGGAUGUUCCAAGAUGAAUGACUUUCAUCAAACAUUGCCCCCCAUCCCUCAGCUCAUACCGAAUAGAUAGUUUGUUUUUAGAAUCUUAUCUUGUAUACUAAAAACUAAAAAAUGACAGCUUCCAAUAUCAUUGGUAUUUUUUUAUGAUGGCUAGUGACAGAACCAGUAAUAUGUAU
Penaeus monodon (black tiger shrimp) is the source of this 2297-nucleotide messenger RNA. It is a transcript of the gene Btk29A, whose product is annotated as tyrosine-protein kinase Btk29A-like. Lineage: Eukaryota; Metazoa; Arthropoda; Malacostraca; Decapoda; Penaeidae. Bases 589 to 2142 code for a protein of 517 amino acids. Gene Ontology annotation, molecular function: non-membrane spanning protein tyrosine kinase activity; ATP binding; protein binding. The record is from RefSeq and is a predicted model, not a curated record. Gene Ontology annotation, biological process: peptidyl-tyrosine autophosphorylation. The transcript is spliced from 14 exons.